Messenger RNA from Poeciliopsis prolifica (blackstripe livebearer), 4554 nucleotides. RefSeq names its product membrane bound O-acyltransferase domain containing 2b (gene mboat2b). Lineage: Eukaryota; Metazoa; Chordata; Actinopteri; Cyprinodontiformes; Poeciliidae. Gene Ontology annotation, biological process: lipid modification. Gene Ontology annotation, cellular component: membrane. The record is from RefSeq and is a predicted model, not a curated record. Gene Ontology annotation, molecular function: acyltransferase activity.
GAGGAGGAGCAGGAAGAAGAGGACGCAGCUCAGGCAGACGAACAGAGCAGCCCCCCCGGUGGAUCACGGAGCUGCUGCAGCCGGAACCCCAAGCAGCGCAGCCGGAGCCAUGGCCGACGAAAGCACCCGAACCACGGCCUGCACCGGCUCCAGCCUCCUGCAGCCGGUCAGCGAGAUGACCAACCUGCCGCUGGAUCAGGUCAACUUCGUGGUGUGUCAGCUCUGCGCUCUGAUCUCAGCCUUCUGGUUUCGUCUCUUCCUCCAUCCCAGUAAAACCAGUCCUUUCAUUAGACAUGUGGUGGCCACUGUGCUGGGGCUCUACUUCGCCCUGUUCUGCUUCGGCUGGUAUGCGCUUCACUUCCUGCUUCAGAGCGGACUCACCUACGGCAUCAUGAUCCUGACCGGAGUCGAGCACAUGCACAAGUAUUGCCUCGUAGUGGCUCUCAGCUACCUGAGUCUGUGCCAGAUCACUCGAGUCUACGUCUUUGACUACGGCAUGUACUCUGCUGACUUCACAGGUCCCAUGAUGGUCAUAACUCAGAAGAUCACAAGCUUGGCCUUUGAGAUCCAUGAUGGAAUGGCUCGGAAGGAAGAACACCUGACCGCCGGACAGAAGAUCUUAGCCAUAAGGCGAAUGCCGAGCCUUCUCGAGUAUUUCAGCUACAAUUGUAACUUCAUGGGGAUUCUGGCCGGUCCAACCUGCUCUUACAACGACUACAUUGCCUUCAUCGAGGGGAAACCGCAUCGCCACCGUGAACAAGAGGCCGACAAGUCCAAGACCAGACUGGGUCAAGGCGAGCCAUCGCCAAACAUGGAGGUGGUUCGUAAAGUGGCCACCUCCUUCUUCUGCCUGCUGGUCUUCCUGUCAGUGUGUAAAGUAUUUCCAGUGGAGCGAAACAUCGAGGACGACUUCAUUGCCAACACACCAUUCUAUGCCCAGGUGGUCUACCUGUACCUCUCCAUGCUAACCACACGACCCAAGUAUUACUUUGUCUGGACACUCGCUGAUGCCAUCAACAAUGCUGCUGGCUUUGGUUUUAACGGCUAUGACAGCAAUGGCGCACCCCGCUGGGACCUGAUCUCCAACCUGAGGAUACUCAACAUUGAGCUUGCCACCAGUUUCAAAGUUUUUCUUGACAACUGGAACAUUCAGACGGUGCAAUGGCUCAAAAGGGUUUGUUACGAGCGAUGUCCCUACCACCCAACAGCAGCCACGUUCAUCCUGUCCGCCAUGUGGCACGGCGCCUAUCCAGGAUACUACCUCACCUUCCUGACCGGCAUCGUCGUCACGCUGGCGGCCAGAGCGGUGAGACACAAAGUUCGGCCCCACUUUCUUCAUUCCGCGGCCCACAAACUGCUCUAUGAUGUCAUCACGUGGGCAGCCACUCAGAUCGCCAUCUGCUACACGGUGGUGCCUUUUGUCCUGCUGUCUGUGGGCCCGUCCCUAAAGUUUUACAGAUCGUGGUACUUCAGCCUCCACAUCAUGUGCAUCCUCUUGGCUGUAGCGCUGCCGGUCAAACCCAGACAUUUGCGCCUCAAAGAGCAGCAGAAAAGCUGCUCCCAGGAUGCAGGCCUGAAGCCCCUGGAGGCUGCAGAGACCCACAGUCACAAAGAGAAAGCCUCCUGAGGCCGGAGCCAGAAGCAUCUUGUAAAUUUCCAUGGACUUGUGUGGGAGGAUGUGAAGCCGGACGGACCGAGUGAUGCUCCUGCUGGACUAGGUACAGAAAAAAGGCCAAACCUGAUUAAUUUGCAUUCAGUGGGGGAUAAAAGUCAAAGCAGGCGCUGGGUUUCUUUUUCAUUCUUAAAGGAAUCUUGACUGCCAGAAAUGACAAUGAACAGACUCAAAAACCUGCCAUGUUUAAGAAUAUAAAUACCUAAUGUGAGUUUACAUGGAGAGCUGCGUGUGAUCAGUGCAAACUGCCUGAACUACCAUGAUUCUAAACCAACUCCCUUUUCUUACUUGUCAGAAACUUGACAAGUUUCUUUUCAUAAUAUGAUUAUAUGAAAAGAAAAAGGCGGAAAGUGGGAAUAUACAAUUUGAUGACACAGGGCUUGUGUGAAUAAAAUUCAGACUGAUUAAAGGAAAACUUUUAAAUAUUUUACAGAAGUUAGUUUUGGAAAAAGUGCCAAUGUUUGUUCACUCAGUCACCUUAUUUGUUCUAAAAAAAAGAAGAAGAAGAAAAGUCUUGACGUGUUUACAUGUGUAACUUUGGUUUAAAGUUCUUACUGAUGUGUUUCAUUCCAAAAAAUGAUGUGGUUUAAUAAGCAAAAGAUAAACAGCUUUACAAAACCUUCAGAAAUCAGCAGAUAAAGGUUUUCCUUUAAAGUUUGAUGAUUUUUAACAUAUUUUCCUUUCCAGUUGGGUUUGGGCUUGUAGCUCAGGAUGAUAAUAUUUUAUUCCUUUUACAGUUUGUCUCAUCUUUCAGACUCCGCCUCAUUACGUCAUUUAGCUCAGACACUGGGGAGAAAAAGCUGCUUGGUCUCGCUGCUAAUUAUUGUGGAUAAAACAAUAGACAUAAAAGAGUAGACACUACGGCUCUGUACAAGACAUGUUGUGAGUGGCAUUUUGAAACACUUGAGAGAUUUUACAGUGACCCUUUUAUAACAGCAUAUAUAUUUCUGAAAAAACAAAAUAGAUAGAGUUUGGUUAUUAUGACAAAAACUUAAUAAUUAAGAGGUUCGUUAUGUUUUAAGAGGUAAAUUAAUGUAAAUCUAAGUGCAUUUGAGUUUGUAUUGGUUAAGCUUAUUCUUAUUUGCAGAUAUUUUUGCCAGUAAUACUAAAUUAGUGUUUUAUUGUGAGUAAAACAAUUCAAUUUGUAAUUUUGCUGAAUGAAAUUUCAGGACAUUCGGUUUGCACACAUGCAUCUAAUAAUGAUCAUGGAGACCAUGCCACUCACAAUAUGGAGGACGCUCGGUCUGGUAAGGGCCUGGAAGCCAACAUGACGGUUACCCUUCUGUGUUUAUUGGUCGAAAAUGCUGAAGAAAACUUUAGAAAUUUUGAUUUUGUUUUGUUUUUUGUUUUCAUCAGAACCUGACUGAAUUAGAAUAACAUUAGAAAAGUCUUUAUUGACAACAAUACAAUCAGAUUUUUGUAUGAGGAUUUGACACCGUGGUGAGAUUCUAGGUUGUCUGGCUCCAUCACGUCAUAGAAUAUGACCUUUAAAGAUAAAACAGAAAAUAUUUUUCUGCAGUAAAUCAGUUUUAAAUCUGAAUUACAGAAAAUAUAUAAUAUUUGACAGGGCUUUUAAAACCAAGUAGAAAGAUGCUACAGCUUGGUGGGUUUUGCUAACUGCAUACAUUUCCACCUGCAAAACAGAAAAUAUGAUAAAUGAAAUAGUAUUUGACCAUGAAUUAUAGCAGUUGAUUUACAAUAGUCUCACUCUGGAAGUAGCGAUAAAAAGCUUGUAGAUUUAAAUAAAUUAGUUUCUCCAUCAAGGCUAUAUUUCACUUCCUGAAGGCCCAGUUUCUACAUUUGUUUAAGUUCAGGUGAGUGUUGGCUGUGACUCUCCGUUAAAGUUACGCUUUAGCCAUGAUUUUUAUUGGUUUCUCUCCGUUCCAUCAAUGUUUAAAACAGUUUUGUACCUGUUUUAAAGUGCUAUAUAAAUAAAUUUGACAUUGACAAUGUUUUCUCUGGGAGAUAAAAAAUACAGCUUAAGGAAAGUUUACCUAACCUUCAUUGUUUUAUUCAAAUAAAAUAAAUCAGUAUUGAACUGUUUGCUUUAAUGUCAGCUGGUGGUUUAAUUUAGCUAUAAUUGCUCAUAUUUUGAGCUAUUUACCAAACUGAUCCAUGUGUAAAUUUAGUCACCAAUAUUUUUGUUGUUUAAUUUAUUUUAACACUGAGUGUAGCUGAAAAUUUGUGCUGGAAUAGCUACUUUGUUUUUACUUUGGAGCUUCAAGCUUGCUAAUUGUUAGCAAUUUUAGGGAGCUAGCUAAAACUGUGUUCAAAUAAAAACCAGCUAAUAUUUGUCCUGCAAACCCUCACCUUAAAAUUUGAUAAAAAUAAAAAUAAAUAAAUAAACAGUAAUAAACUGAGUUGAGCUGGUUAAAGUUGUUAAUUUGGAUUUUGAGGACAAACAUUUGCUGGUUUUCUAACUUCAAGCUUUCAAGAAGACUGGAGCACAGCAAGAAUCAAACAAGACAUUUAUAUAAAGUUGCUGUAAAUGUUCUCUUCCGUCAAACUUCUGGUUUUAAUUUACAUAAACAAUUUAAUCUCAUUUUCCGUCCAAACUACUCUGAGUAUUAACAGUCAGCAUUUCUGCCGAUCAGUAAAAAUCAGUGUUUUCUUUGCCUCUUUUCUUCUAAAAGAGAAAAAUCUGAAUCUUUUCCUGAAUCUUUCUGUUUUGUAUUUGUUCUACGAUUGUAUUCCUAGUUUUAGGUUUCUGCCAUGACACCUGGUUGAAAAGAUGUGACUGCUAAUGAACAUGUUUAUGUAAAACAGUGAUUAAAAACCAGCCACCUAUCUUUGUAGUUUUGACAUGUUUGUUUUGACUGUUUAUUUUAUUUGGUUUAUUUUGUAAAUUAUGUGAAUAAAUGUUGGAUUUUUUUUACUCUUAA